UUAAUUUGUUUAAUAUUUGUGACAAAAGUUGCGUCAAAUUCAAAUAAACUAUUUUCAAAAUCGGAAAUAGAUCCACGAAUUAUAGGUGGUCAUGCUAUAUUAAUACAGGAUGCACCAUGGCAGGUUUCAGUGCGUCUUAUAGCGUUAGAAGAACAAAUGUACGGUUCGGGACAUAUAUGUGGCGGUUCCGUUAUUUCACAACGUGUUGUAGUCACCGCAGCUCAUUGUGUGGCAAACGAACAAUAUACACCAAUAGUUUAUCGUGCACCGAGUGAGUUUACCUUGGUAAUGGGUUCGACCUAUUUAACUACUACGAAUUAUUAUACACUACAAUACGAUGUCUUGCAAAUUAUCGUUAAUGUCAAUUUCGAUAUAAAUACUUUAGUUAAUGAUAUAGCGCUAUUUUUAAUAAAUGGUUAUAUACCAUGGAAUUGGCCAUCAGUUAUGUCAAUACCCUUAAAUACACAACCAGAACCAAGUGGAACUAUAUGCACCGUAUCGGGUUGGGGUUCAACCGGUUAUAGCUAUAUAUCAGAUGUCUUAAUGGAAGCCACUGUACCCAUUGUUAAUUACACCACAUGUGAUACAAAUUAUGGUAAUCUUUCGAUGGGCAUGUUAUGUGCUGGUUACAUGCAAAACGGUGGCGUCGAUGCCUGUCAGGGUGAUUCUGGUGGUCCUUUAGUUUGUAACGGUGUUCUAGUUGGUAUUGUUUCCUGGGGUCAAAGCUGUGCUCAACCUGGUUAUCCGGGUGUUUAUACGAAUGUUUCGUACUAUAAUAAUUGGAUUGUUACAAAUAAUAAUUCCUUUAAUUAUAGUUAUUAUUAUAAUAACUACGAUGAUGGCGAUGAUGGCGAUGGAGCGAAUAGAAAUGUAUCGAUGUUUUUAAGUAUUGUUAUGCCCUUAGUGAUGUUAAUGUUAAGGAAAUAUUUAAACAAAUAA
Messenger RNA from Lucilia cuprina (Australian sheep blowfly), 939 nucleotides. RefSeq names its product trypsin alpha-3-like. Gene Ontology annotation, molecular function: serine-type endopeptidase activity. The record is from RefSeq and is a predicted model, not a curated record. The transcript is spliced from 4 exons. Gene Ontology annotation, biological process: proteolysis. Lineage: Eukaryota; Metazoa; Arthropoda; Insecta; Diptera; Calliphoridae. The coding region runs from base 157 to 939 and encodes 260 amino acids.